Molecule: messenger RNA, 2247 nt
Organism: Melanaphis sacchari
Lineage: Eukaryota; Metazoa; Arthropoda; Insecta; Hemiptera; Aphididae
Product: putative sodium-dependent multivitamin transporter
Exons: 12
Coding region: 494-2191 (565 amino acids)
Biological process (GO): sodium ion transport; transmembrane transport
Cellular component (GO): membrane
Molecular function (GO): symporter activity
Source: RefSeq, a predicted model, not a curated record
UUUAAUGGUAAUUUAUUUGUUUUGUCAUCGAUUACCUAUCGACUAGGUAUUUAAAAUUCAAAUAACUACAAAUAUCGCAAUCGACAUAUAAUUGGGUGAUCCAUUAUAUGUAUUAUGUGAAAUAUCAAAUAAUGGCAAUGACUAUCAAAGCAAAGUUCUGUUAAAUUGAAUAGUAAAUUGUGCCCAUAAUAUUUGUUAAGUGUUAUGAGUUUAAACUACAGAUCUGAAGCUAUUUUUCUAACAUGUAUUUUGAAUUGAAUCAUGAACCUGUAGUUCUUACCUUACUAAUAAUAUCAGUUAAAUGAACUGACUCAAUAAUAAAAAGUAAGCACUAAUGGAUUUGACUAACAGUGAAAAUAAUUAUAAGAAUUCAUAUAUAAAUGGGUUAUGCUAUAUUGGAAAUUUGUAAUGACCUAUUAAACUCAAUUGACAUAAUUAAGUAUUAGGUAUCUAUUUGUAACAAUUGCACAUUUGCACUAUACUAGUAAUAGUGAUGGCAUUUGGUAUCGUUGAUUAUAUUGUGUUUGCAAUAAUGUUGGUAAUGUCAGCUUCAAUAGGCAUUUACUACAGAUUUACUGGUGGUAAACAGAAAACAACACAAGAAUACAUGCUCGGUAAUAAAAAUCAAGGCAUUGUACCAGUUGCAUUUUCGUUGAUGGCCAGUUUUAUGUCUGCUAUAACAUUAUUUGGCGUGAGUGCAGAGAACUAUUACCAUGGUACACAAUUUGUUGCUAUUAAUUUAUCUUAUGUCUUGGGAACUCCAAUAAUUGCAUACAUAUUUUUACCCGUAUUCUUCAAACUUGGAAAUUUAUCUGUUUAUGAAUACUUAGAAAAAAGAUUUGGUCGAUUGACUAGAACUUUUACAUCUAUGGCAUUCAGCAUGCAAAUGAUACUUUAUAUGUCAAUAGUUUUAUAUGCACCGUCAUUGGCUUUAGGUGCUAUAACUGGAUUAUCCUUAACCUCUUCUAUUAUACUAGUGGGUUUAGUAUGUGUAUUCUAUUCAACAAUUGGAGGAAUUAAAGCAGUUAUUAUUACAGACGUAUUUCAAUCAUUACUUAUGUUUGCUUCAAUAUUUGCUGUAAUUGGAGUUGCUAUGUAUGAAACUGGUGGAAUAUCAGAAAUUUGGAAGAUUGCUGAUAAAUAUGGACGAAUUGAAUUUAAUAAUUUUAAUAUAGAUCCCACCCAAAGACAUAGUUGGUUUAGUCUGGUGAUUGGUGGUAUGUUUACCUAUGUUUCGUUGUAUGCAAUUAAUCAAACACAAGUACAAAGGUAUUUAACUAUGAAAGACUACAAUACAGCUGUGAAAUCUUUAUGGUGUAGCUUACCUCUUUUGUCAUUACUAUCUAUUUCAACAAGUUUUUCUGGGUUGGCAAUGUUUUCAAAAUACCAUGACUGCGAUCCUAUCAAGUCUGGUCGUAUAUCACGUGGAGAUCAGUUGAUGCCUUUGUACGUAUCAGAUACUAUGGGAUCAGUUCCAGGAUUGACUGGAUUAUUCGUUGCUGGUAUAUUUUCAGCUGCAUUAAGUUCUGUUUCACCAGUGCUUAAUUCUUUAGCUGCAGUUACAAUGGAAGAUUAUCUUAAGCCUUUUAUGAAACAAGAGAUUUCAGAUAAAAAACGAGUAUUUUAUAUGAAAAUGUUAGUCCUUGCUUAUGGUGCAAUUUGUUUAAUAUUAGCUUUUUUGAGUCAAUAUUUGGGCUCAAUACUUCAAACUUCAUUGGUUAUAUUUGGAGUGAUUGGUGGACCAGUAUUAGCAGUAUUUACAUUGGGAAUACUAUUACCUCAUGUCAACCAAAAAGGUUCAUUAACUGGACUUAUAAUAGGCCUAGUAUUUUCAUUUUCUAUUGGGUUUGGUAGACCUGCAGACAAAAAUUUGUCAACAUACAUAAAUGGAUGCCCAGGGCUAAAUGAAACUCUUCAAUUAUCUUCCUCGUUACAUGAUGAGUUACCAAAAGACAAUUAUUAUUAUUGGUACCGCAUCAGUUAUUUGUACUGUAUAGUUCUUGGGUUUAUGGUAACAUUCUUAGUUGCACUUGUGGUCAGUUCAAUUUUCAAAGAAGCACAUUGCGAUAAUCCAGAUUUGUUUACACCAUUUGUAGCCGGACGAUUAAGAAAGCGUGGAUUAUUAUUGAAAAAAAAUUUUAUCAAAAUGGAUAUAAAUUAUCCAGAUGAGUUAAAUCAUAUUUUAAGUUGAGAUGGAUUUGUUACUUUAUUUUUUUUCAUUAUACAUUGUUGAAGAUCUUUUUACAU